Molecule: messenger RNA, 4130 nt
Organism: Physella acuta
Lineage: Eukaryota; Metazoa; Mollusca; Gastropoda; Physidae
Product: adenylate kinase isoenzyme 5
Biological process (GO): 'de novo' pyrimidine nucleobase biosynthetic process; pyrimidine nucleotide biosynthetic process; ATP metabolic process
Cellular component (GO): cytoplasm
Molecular function (GO): ATP binding; AMP kinase activity; ATP hydrolysis activity
Source: RefSeq, a predicted model, not a curated record
UUUUGUCAACCGUUUCAUAUCUGAUGUGUUGGGACCAAUAAUUUUUAUUUAAUUGAGGAACCGGAAUUCACAUCGUUGGUGUUUAAUUGAGCUAUACUGAUUUAAAUCGUGUGCAGUUGAUCGAUUGGGAAUCAAUUUAAUCAUUCGCAAUGCCAGCAAUUCAGGGAACAACAGAACAUGCCCCAGAUGAUGAUGAUGAUGAUGGUAGGGUACCAGUAGAAGAUGAGAUGACAGCUAUGGAGGCAACAUUUACUGGUGAAAAUGGGGGAAACCCACAUUAUACUGCAGAGUUAGAUGAAGAAAAUGGGUUUGAAGAGUAUGAUAAAGUUGUUGAAGAUGAUGUUGUUGAUCAUGGAUUAGUGGAGGAAGAAAACGAAGGCGAUGAUCAGGAUAAUGAAGAAAAAACAGAUGUAGAUAAUGAUGUAGUUAAUGAAGAAGAGAGUGGCAAUAAUGAAAAAACAGAUGAAGACGCUGGUAUAGAAAAUGAAGAAAAUGCUGAUGUAAAUAUAGAAAAUAAUGAUGAGGACCAAGCAGAUUUCAAAAACACUCCAGUGGUGUUUGUUAUUGGUGGGCCAGGGAGUGGGAAAGGCACCCAGUGUGAGAAGAUUGUGAAAAAGUAUGGCUUUACUCACCUGUCUUCUGGUGACCUGCUGAGAGAAGAGGUGGCUUCUGGGUCAGAGAGGGGCCACAAGCUGACAGAGAUCAUGGAGAAAGGAGAACUGGUCCCUCUGGAAGUGGUGCUGGGAUUGAUGAAGGAGGCCAUGCAAGCCAAAGCUGCCACUAGCAAAGGUUUUCUCAUAGAUGGGUACCCCAGAGAACUCGAGCAAGGGUUGAGAUUUGAAAAGGAGGUGGCGCCGGCAUCAUUUGUUCUGUGUUUUGAUGUGUCUGAUGAAACGAUGACCAAACGCCUCCUUGGCAGAGCUCUGACCAGUGGUCGUGUUGACGAUAACGAGGAGACAAUUAAAAAGAGAUUGAAAACCUUCCAUGACGUCACACAACCUGUAAUUGACCAUUACAGCAAAAAAGGCAGGGUCAAGAUGAUUGAAGCAGAACACUCAGCAGACGAAGUGUUUGAAAUGGUGGAUAAAGCUUUUGCUGCUGAAAAUAUCAAGCCAUCAGCAGAUUGCUUUGGAAAUGUAAUCUUUGUUAUUGGAGGCCCUGGAAGUGGCAAGGGCACUCAGUGUGAUCUGAUUGUCAAGAAAUAUGGCUACACCCACCUGUCGUCUGGUGAUCUUCUGAGAGCAGAAGUGGAGUCAGGUUCAGAGAGAGGCCAACAGCUGACAGAAAUAAUGAAACAGGGGAAACUCGUCUCAUUAGAUACAGUUCUUGAACUUCUCAAAGAAGCCAUGCUUAAAAAAGUGGCUUCAAGCAAAGGAUUUUUAAUUGAUGGAUAUCCACGUGAGCUAGAGCAAGGGAAACGAUUUGAGCAAGAGAUAUGUGCUCCACAAUUUGUUUUGUAUUUUGAUGUGUCAGACGAGACAAUGACCAAACGUCUGCUUGGUCGCGCAGAAACAAGUGGCCGAGCUGAUGACAAUGCAGAAACUAUCAAAAAGAGGCUGGACACUUUUCAUGAUGUCACCAGGCCUGUUAUUGACCACUACACAAACCAGCAAAAAGUGAAACGUGUAGUGGCUGAAGGUGAAAAAGACGAAGUAUUUGCUCAAGUUGAAAAAAUAUUUGAUGAAGCUAUUGCAAAUGAAGCUGCACUGAAGAAAGCAAAAAUAGUUUUUGUUAUUGGUGGGCCUGGCAGUGGCAAGGGGACGCAAUGUGCCAAUAUUGUCAAAGACUACGGCUUUUGUCACCUUUCAUCUGGGGAUCUUCUUCGAGAUGAAGUCAAGUCGGGAUCUGAAAGGGGGAACAGGUUAAAUGCUAUCAUGGAAAAAGGAGAUCUUGUCCCAUUGGAAGAAGUACUUGGGUUAUUGAGAGACGCCAUCAUCAGCAACAUCAGCAAGACUGGUUGUUUCCUUAUUGACGGCUACCCCAGGGAGUUGGAUCAGGGAGUCAAGUUUGAAAAAGAGAUUGCUCAGUGUAGCUAUGUCCUUUACUUUGAUGUGUCUGAUAAAACAAUGACCGCUCGUUUGUUGGAGAGAGGGAAGAACAGUGGAAGAGUAGAUGACAACGAAGAAACGAUCAAGAAACGAUUACAAACUUUUCAUAAUCAAACCAAACCUGUCAUUGAGCAUUAUAAAAAACAAGGCAAAGUGCAGCAGAUAUCUGCUGAAAAAGGUAUUGAUGAGGUCUAUGUUGAAGUCAAGAAAUUCAUGGACUCCAAAAAGUGGUAAUACAUUACCAACUGUUGGAAAGUGCAAUGCUUAUAAAUGUGAUGGAUGGCAUACUAAUUUUUACCCUUUCAACCUAUAAAAGUAGAAAUUUUAUUUGUAUGAUUUUCUUAAUUUUCACAUAAUAGACAAUUUGUAAUUUAACCCUGGCAGAAAGUUUAUACAUUUUUUUUUUAUACGUGCUGUGUUACCUGUGAUAUAUUUAUUCCGGAAAAUUAAAUAUGUGGCCAAAUUGGCUGUAAAUAAUGUCAAUCAAACUAAAAAGUAUUGACAUUUAGGUUUUUAUAUUAACUUUGUUUAUUAAACUUUUUUUUUGUUAAUACAUUAUGUAAUCGACAACUUAGGUUAUAAAUUUGCAACCAUUGUGUAACUGCCUUAUUUUAGGUUGACAUUUGAGAUAUAAGCUGUUUAGAGUUUUUCUCAUUUGUAUCAGUAGUCCAACUAAACUGAGCAGAAUAGGUGUGCAAUGCCAUUCAAAUAUCUAAUAAAACUGAAGGCAGCCAUUUUUUUUUGUAAAUCACUAACAUUUACAGCCGAUUUAUUUUAUUUUAUCCUCUAGUGUUGCAUUUUCUGCUCCUAGUUUUGUUAAUGCAUAUGUAUAAUAGUUUUAGUGACUGGUGGGAAAUCUAAAUCACAUUUAAAAAGUGUUUGUAGAUGUUUUUUUUAAUUACUUUUCAAUUAGAACAUAAACUUUUCCACUAUUUGUAUCUCUAUCUUGUAAAUAUUCAAACUAUUCAUUGCUCAAAUCAGAACUUCAUUUUAGUGUUUAAAUAAAUGUGUGAGAAAUAAUUUCUGUUUUAAAGUUCUCUGCCAAAUUGCAUGUUAAAAGUUUUUUUAUUCCCUGUAAAGUGUAUUUAUCAGAUCUCAUUGGUGUUACUGUUGAUAGAGUGAGCUUCCUGGCAUAUUUCUGAUAGUGACAAUCUACCAUAACCUGUGAUAUUUACCCUUUUGGAUUGUGUACAUCUUCUGUAAUAGUUUUAACUUUUAUGAAAAUUAAGGUGUUUCUAGCAACAUGCCUAAUUUAUUAAUGAAUCUAAAUGAUUUAUUGUUAUCUCUUUAUUUUACUUACAUAUUAAGUCUAAUUAACUCAAUAUAAAAAUGUACAAAAUCACAAAUACUCUGCUCACUUUUCAGCACUUUUCCUGUAAUGUCUACUAUUAUUCACAACUUGUGUUUUUAAACUUCCGUCUUACAAAAUUUUCUUUUCAUUUUGUCUGUGAACAGAAGGGUUUAAUUAUUUAGUUAAACGACAGGAAAGAUAUUUCACCUGAAUUUGUCCUUUCCCAAGUUAUUUCAUUUUCAAUUGGUUAAAUUUGGUACCAAAUGUUUAGUCUAGUGAACAUACUGCCAGACUUUAAUUUUUAGUUUUCUUUAAAUAUAGAAAGUAUUUUGAUUUAAAUUUUUGUAAAACUUUUUAUUCUGUGUACUAACAGUGUCUUGAAAUUUUGUCUUCAUGUAAAAAAAAACUUCCCACUUAAAAAACAACUCAUCUUUAAGGCUAUUUUGGCAUUUUACUUACACUGCUAUACUCUAUACUUACUACUAAUAGUUUGAACUCCUAUUCAAAUCUAGAGUUCAGUACUGACAGGUAAAUUAUUUUAUUUAUAUUUUUUACUGUAUUAACCAAGUGCCAUAUUAAAAACAAUACUGUUACAAAUGUCUGUAGAUUCUCAACUGUCCAGAUUUUAUCAGUAUUAUUCCUGUGAUUUACUCUGAGUUGAUGACUAGGUUAUAUACAAAAUUUAAUAAGUUAGUCAUUCUUAGUUUUUAUUUAACCAGUUGUGUGGGUGACUGCAUUGAGAUUAUUUUUGUGGAGAUACAAUUCAAUACAUUAAAGAAACAAUGCAAGUU